Messenger RNA from Erpetoichthys calabaricus (reedfish), 2376 nucleotides. RefSeq lists its product as uncharacterized. NCBI's taxonomy places the organism in Eukaryota, Metazoa, Chordata, Cladistia, Polypteriformes, Polypteridae. Gene Ontology annotation, molecular function: cysteine-type deubiquitinase activity. The transcript has 7 exons. Gene Ontology annotation, biological process: endosome organization; Ras protein signal transduction; protein K48-linked deubiquitination. Bases 66 to 2339 code for a protein of 757 amino acids. Gene Ontology annotation, cellular component: midbody; extrinsic component of endosome membrane; dendritic spine. The record is from RefSeq and is a predicted model, not a curated record.
GUUCCAUCAGGUUGCUCAUUUAGUGAAAGGCUACAUAACUCUACAACAACAAAUUCAGGAAGGGAAUGGAGAGCCUAUUUGUCACGCUAGCUGAAGUCCAGUGGACUCCGGAGGAGUGUGGACCAGUACCCGUGCACACAGAAGACACAUUUUGCUGCCAGGGUUUCCUCAGGUCCAGAAAGGUUUGUUCGGCAUCUGCUGUACGGGAAGAUUUCCACAUUCACCUUGGACCCCAGUGUUCCCGUACAUCUUCUUCGGCAAAAGCCAUUUUCUUGGAGCUGUUGGACACAGAAACCGUCAACACUUUCUGCAAGCAACUGAACGCUCAAGGCUGUAAAAGGUGGCAAAAUAAGCGGGUUACAGGUCAGGACUUUCUAGCGCUGACUGCUGUGGCCCUUCAGGGUGGCUUCCACAAGGGGCUGCGAAUCAAUGGCCUUACAGACUCUGUUAACAAGAUGGAAAAGCUGCGACAGUCUUUACCCCAGGUGCAAGGUCUUCCUCUACUAUUAGAUGACUUAAAGGAUGAAGAGGUGUUCUGGGUGGCGGUGCAGAAUUUACUUGAAACGACGAGGAAAAAUUUCCAGAAGGCUUGCACGCCAGGACAGAACCUUAGCAUCAAAAAGUUUGAGCUGCGCUCCAAAGGCCAGCACACCAUGAGUGAACUCAGAGUGGCAGUGCUUUUUGAGAUGGCACAUGGCUUUGUGUGCAAUUUCUUCUUCUACUCAGCUUCGUGCUUGCCGAGAGGCACCGACAGUCCUCCAGUGUUGCACAUCCUGUAUGAGCUUUUGCAGCCAUACUACAGCAAGGCGUAUCAUGUGCAGCUGGACCACUCCGCUUACUCAGAUGGUCGUUUAGCGGAUUCUUUUGCCCGUUUGGGAAUAAAAUUAAACUUUACAAGCUUCUGUCCCCGACUAGAAAAAACACCUGAAGAAGUGAAUUCAUCCUUCACAGACAGCCAGACUGCACUAUGGUAUCCAUUUCUGGAAGGAUGGGUAUGGCCUGCUCUCGUGCCGCCUUCUCCAGAGACACAUUUGGAUCCAUUCUUAAUGUUAUGGUUAGGGGUGCACUUAGUGUGCGUGGAUGCAUUUGUCCUCGGAUCAGUAACACAGCAUGGCACGAUUGGUGAGAUGUCCCUCUGCGAUUUCAGCCAUUCUCUUUCUGCGCAGCUGGCAAAUGAGUGUGUUUCAGAGGAGCCCUUUAUAGCAGGGUUAACGUUACACAACCUAAAGGACAGCUCUGGAAGAAACAGAGGCAGCAUCAGGGAGAAGCUGGAGAUGAGAAACCGUGGCUCCUACUAUUGGGGUGAUAAAGAAGAAGCAGGCAUGCAUAGGAAAGCAGGAAAAGGACCACCUCAUGGUUCUGUAGGUUUAACCAAUUUGGGAAAUUCCUGUUACAUUAACGCUGUGCUGCAGUGUUUGAGCUACACCACUCCACUUUUGCAAGAACUUCUCUGCGAAGAAAAAUGGCCAGAUCAGCCAAGCCAGAGGACUGAUGUGACCCGUGCUGUUGUCACACUUCUAGCAGACAUGUGGACUGGCCACUUGGAGCAAAGGACUUUACAUGAAAGCGUGUCUUUUAUCAAGCAGAUGCACCCUCAGUUCACCAACAGUAGACAGCAAGAUGCACAGGAAUUGCUUCUGUGUCUUAUGAAUGCACUUCAUGAAGACUUAAAAAAAACAAGAUCAAGAAGCCACUCACGAUUUGAAAGUGGGAAAUCAUCCACCGAGGAACCAAAAGAGUUUUCCAUCAUUACGCAACUCUUUGAAGGCCUGCUAAGCUAUGAUAUGAUAUGCCUUAUAUGUGACCAUCAAAUCCUGACAAAUGAAGUUUUCACAAUUCUGUCACUGCCUAUUCCAGCUAACACCAAGGAGUGCUCUGUUCAGGAUUGCCUGGAGCUCUUCUUUCAACCAAACGCUUUGCAGCAAGGUGACCAAAUCUUUUGUCCUCAGUGUGAAGAGAAACAGGAUGCAGCAGUUCUGACAACUCUCUCAAAAUCUCCUCAGAUUCUCAUCUUGCAUUUGAAGCGUUUUCAAUACAGGGGAAAAAAGAAGCAGAAACUGAAUACUUACGUCAAGUUUGUGGUGGAGACUCUGGAUCUGUCCCCCUAUUUAACUACCAGGACCAACUCGCAAUACUUCUUAUAUGCUGUAGUGAACCACAUUGGUGAUUUGGAUAAUGGACACUAUACAGCCUAUUGCAGAGACCCUUUCACCAAACACUGGCAUCAGUAUGAUGACGAAAUUGAAUCAGACAUCAAAGAAGACUUUGUACAGUCUCCUCAGGCUUACUUGCUUUUCUAUAGCACAGAAAACCUGCCAGUUCCUUGUCUUCAUUUUUGAUACACAUGACAGACUAUUGUUAGAGCACAUUACUGUA